GCCAUGUCCCUAAUAACUGAAUACCAGAAGAAUCAGGAUCAAAUACCAUUUUGGAUUUUGUAGAUUAGAUAUUGUAGAAACAAAUGGUUCACACGUCAUGAGAGGAAAGCUUCAAGGGUUCAUUGACUUACAGUAUCAAUUACCUCUAGUGGUUGGAUGAAAUGAAUCAUGAUGUCAAGCAUAGAUUGUCUAGUAUUCACCAAGUGAGGUGGAGUUUGAAGAAGGACUUGUGUCGACUUCGGUUAACCAAAAUAUUGUCUCUUGCCAGGUACUUUUUCAUAAGCCUUUCCGUAGUUCCUAACUUUUCGUCAGGGGAAAGACUAUUUCCAGUUUCAGGGUCUUCCUUCUGGUCUUUUGGUGGAUCUCAAGUUUACAGGGAACUUUCUACAGUAAUAAUCGAGCUUCUUCAACAUUGAGUAAUUUUCUAUUUGGAUGACUCAGGUAUAAGUGCAUCCAUGGGGCCCGUUAGGCACAAUACUAAUAAUAUGGUCAGGAUACUGAGUAGAACUGUUUUUUAUUUUUUUCACCUGAACUCAUAUUUUUUCCAAUGCAUUUAUCUCGCAGACAGUGCGAGAAUAAAGUAGAGACAGGUUUUGUAGGCUAGGUUGUGGACCUGGGUAUACUAUAUUAUAGGCUAGUAGUGCAGAGUAUGGUUCAGCCUCUUAAGACUUGUUGCAGGCAUACUUUGAACUCAUCCCCUUGGAAACUUCAGUCAACUUUCAUAUGGUAGUUGGAUUUAUGUAUCUAGUGAUUUGUUUGUUUCGACAAAUGUCUCACGCUUCUAAAGAAACUAGAAGUUAAUAUGAAGGAGGUCUUCAUCCUUCAUUUCCAUCUCAGUUACAUGAGUAAGAAGGCUGCAUUUUUUUUUGAUUGAUGACAGUCAGCAGUAGCAUUUACAGUUAUACAGUAUUUAAAAGGAAGGUUUCUUUAUAGGUAAUUUUAGAGCCAAUUGUUUAUUUUUGUGAUGAAGCUUUCCUGCUCCGUAAUGCCCUUGAGCCUGUAGCAAUAAUUUGAUUUCAUAAAGAUCAGUUGAUCUUUAUGAAUAAUAUAAAAAUACGUUAUGAAAUAGAAAUAAAUAGUAUUGACAGUUUUUGUCGUGAUUCUUUUGUAUUUUGUUCAAUUAGUCGUGGCCGAUGAGGUGACGGUGGUACGCCUACAGAGCAUGGAGAUGGCGUCUCAUGAAAGCUACGUUGAUAGCGGAGGAAAUGCCAUCCCGGAUCUCACUCAGUGGACUGUCUGUGUACGGCUACGACUCUUCCACUUGGCUCGCCUCAACACCAUCUUCAGCUACACCACCGGCGAGCACUACCAGGAGAUUAUGCUGGGUAUUGACUGGCCUCAGUCCAACCUGCGGCUGGAGUGUUGUAAGUACACGGGGUUUAUGGAGAUGGCGGUACCUCUCCGCCUGUACACUUGGCACCAGAUAUGUCUGUCUGUGGACAUGACCAAGGACGUCCAGUACAUGAUCUUCGACGAACUGGUACAAGAAGCGUUAAUUCGUCGUCCUGGCGUCACACGUGAACAACUUAACAAAGUGAGGGGCGGCGGCCGCUUUUUGGUGGGACAGAACUAUAACCCGGCAGCUGAUCUUAUGUUCACCGAAGCAAUUCACGGUGAUCUGGCUGACUUUAGGUUUUAUGAUAUUGCCUUAUCCCCUGAAGACCUGAGAGACUUUGCUUCGUGUAACGUAACAUUUGAUUUACCUUCUCCUAUGUAUGUCUUUGACAUUAACAUGACCAACUUGGAGUUGAGUGGUGACAGCAAAUUGUAUCGAUCAAGUUUAGAAAACAUAUGCUCGAAAGGACCUGAUCUGGUGAUGAUCAUACCCGAAAGAAUAAAUUUUGUUAAAGCACUAGUUAUGUGCAGUUUAUUCACUGGAGGCAUCGUUGUGCCCACAUAUGAUGAGGAAAAUAUAGCAAUAUACGACAAGUUCGACGACUUCAAUAACCACUGUGCAGACAGCUGGGGCACCGCGUUUUGGUUUGGUCUUACAGCAAACUUAACAAGUGGAUGGUGGACGAGAGUGUCAGACGGUAAACCCUUGACAUGGAACAAAUUCGCCCCUGGCUGGGGUGACCCUUCUGAAGAACACAGAUGCAUAGCUGCUGGUGCCAUCAACAUGAGAUACGUUUGGGCUGCUUCACCCUGCGACAUUCAUCAAUGUCCAAUAUGUAAUUUUACAACGACGCCGAAGCUACAUAUGCGUGGGCUUUGCAAACUCUCAAAAUUUGAUCGUUAUUAUUCUCCAUUCGACUACAGCAACAUGAAACCAGUAUUAGAGGGAACCUUCCUGAGCAGAAUAUCUUGGGUAAACAAUACUUGGUUAAUCAAGAGCCGCCUGGAGAAGGGGGUGGAGGCUCGCAUGAGUCUCAGAAGCCCAGAUGACUAUCCAUUAGGUCUACAUACAUGGGAGGUGGUAGGCGACACAUGUCGUCAGGAUCAAGUGCAGUUGUUGUUAACGUCAUGCAGCGCUACUGACUUCACAUGCAGUGACGGGUCAUGCAUUAAGAAGACCAAACGCUGUGACCAAGAGGUUGACUGUCCAGAUAACACGGACGAGCUGAACUGUGACCUCAUUUUGCUCCCCAAAGGAUAUUCCAAAGAAAUUGCGCCACCGGCAGUAGAGUCCCCUCUUUUAUCUCUCCACAUCUCGCUCGACAUCACCUCCAUCAGGGAAUUUGACAUCUUGGGAUUCAUGUUGGCAGUUGACAUCAUUCAAAGCAUCAAAUGGAGAGACACGAGGCUCGUCCUCAGGAACCUACAUCAAGGAAACUUUCCCAACGAAGCAAAAAGAUUUGAUAAACUGUGGCUGCCGGACAUCUUGGUGAAGGAUGGGACCUAUAGCCCUACCGACCUGCAGAUGAGACGAGUGAGGCUGUUGGUACGCCGAGACGCAGAUCCUCUACCAGAUGAUGAUUCCAACUACUCAGAAGAUGAGUUAUACCGCGGGGUGAACAGCACGGUGAAGCUGGUGCAGCAGUAUACAGUUACGCUUAUGUGUCAGUUCCAGCUUCAGGCCUACCCGUUUGACUCUCAGAGGUGUUCCCUGGUCUACUCCAUUCCUGAUCAGGCUGUGGGGAACAUUUUGCUACUACAGGAGGAGGUGAAGUUCACAGGGGAGCGGCGGCUGCUGGAGUACGAGCUGGUCAACGAGACGCUCACCGCCCAUGGUAACAUGUCUGCCGCCGUCCAGCUGCGGUUGGUGUUCCAGAACCAAUAUGGUUAUUACAUCGCCAACGCUGUGGUGCCCAGCUUGCUCAUGGCCACCAUCUGUUACCUCACCUUCUUCUUCGACCUCGACGACUUUACGGAUCGUAUUAUGGUCUCGCUGACGUCCCUGCUGGUGCUGGCCGCGCUCUUCACACAGACCAGUCAGUCCAUCCCUAAGACCGCCUACCUCAAGCUUAUCGACAUUUGGUACGUCACCCUCAUCAUCACUGACUUCCUCAUCAUCGUAAUGCUUGUGUUCAUCGAGAAUCAAAGGAUGCAAGAAAAACUGUCUGGAGACUCGUCUAAUUUUGUCUUUAAGAGCGCACAUAAGAUCAUGCCCGUAGAACCCAACACUCUGUCUACUGUACCUAACCCAGCCGCCAGUAUUUUCAAUUCUCAAAACAAGGGAUUAAUGUCAGCCCAAAAGUUAAAUGGAGUGUCACAAGUAUCGUUCCCUGUGUUGGCAACAGCUGGAUGUUUCUGCUGGAUCCUUAUUCAUCUCCAAUCGUCUACGACUUCCCAUAAAGUUUAGUGUAAGAAAGUUAACAGUUUUUAAGGUAUCUAAAUAUAUUCUGUAGAUUUACACUAUACGGCAAUAAUUGACAAAAUCGGAAUGCAUCUCCUGCCUAUACACUAGCAUUUAUCUCUCAUUCUCUCUGUUGUUUUCAAAUUAUUUCUUACCACUUUCAUAUAUAAAGAAAUUAUUGAAUAAUGCUGAUAAGUACCCCAUUUGUUGUGUGGUGAAUGUGUCAGUAUUGUCCACAGCUACUAACAACAAAAAUGGUGCUAAAAUUAAUAAAACAACUGCUUACUAGUUAUUGUAUAGUUGCCUGAACUGUUUUGCAGAGUUUAUCUAAUUCCCGAAAAGGAAAAUUCAUCCCACUAGCACUCUGUGUAAAUGCGAAAGCUAAAUUUCACUUCAUUUUAUGAUCUAAAAAGGAAAUGUAUAUAUUUACGUGAUAAUAAGAUAUCUUUAGCUAUAAAUUGUAACACUAAGUUAUCAGAAACAUUUCCCGUCCCACAUGCAAAAUCCUCUAUAACACAAAUAUCCACUGAGAUAUGCUCUGGAACACCUUACGCUAGGAUUUACUGGCUUAUGUGUUGUUUUCCCAAAUCAUAAUAGUUCAAAAUAUCCCUCCAAUCAUAACAGGACAGUUUUCCCUUAGGCAUUUCUCUCUCUUCUAAAUCCCUUGGAAUAGAUUAAAUACUUGCCUAUGUUAAAGACUUCAUAACCUCAAUUCAGUACAUUCCGGUCCUCUAUACUGGAUUGCCUUAGAAAAUUUGAGAUCGAUCUUUGCCUCGCAUGCUCCUCUUAACAGUACUAUGAAUAACAUACUGUCGACAAAGAAUUAUGAUUCAUAUGGAUCAAAUAUAUAAUUCUUGUAAUAUGGAAACCUUCCCAUCUAACGUAAAGCUUUAUGUGUAAAGUUAUUUAAUAUCUUAAGUUGAAAUAUAUUAGAGUAAAGUUAAUUAUAAGCAGUAGAGUCGAAAAUAUCGAAGUGACAUCCCAAUGAAUUUUUAACUAUUAAGUGUUAGUGAUAGUUGAGUUAUUAUUGUGUGUGCAAUAAGAUAUUUAUUAAAGUAACACUAGUAAAUAUGUAUCUGAGCAUCGAUAACCUUAGUAUUUAUUCACUUAGGUAUUGAAAAGUUCCCAUAUAUGUAUUUCAUCCUGGACACUAUGUACGCUGUUGAAAUAAAUAUCUUUGUCACUA
Homarus americanus (American lobster) is the source of this 4922-nucleotide messenger RNA. RefSeq lists its product as uncharacterized. NCBI's taxonomy places the organism in Eukaryota, Metazoa, Arthropoda, Malacostraca, Decapoda, Nephropidae. The transcript has 10 exons. Gene Ontology annotation, biological process: signal transduction; nervous system process; regulation of membrane potential. Gene Ontology annotation, molecular function: transmembrane signaling receptor activity; extracellular ligand-gated monoatomic ion channel activity; protein binding. Gene Ontology annotation, cellular component: neuron projection; synapse; membrane. The record is from RefSeq and is a predicted model, not a curated record. Bases 1163 to 3742 code for a protein of 859 amino acids.